AUGGCUGAAGUAAAUCAUCAUUUCUUUAUGGCUGGAUAAUGGUCCGGAGAAGGAAAGCUUGUUGAAAAGGGAUUAGCAUACAAUGAAUAGAUUAGCAUUACUUAAAUAAAACCUAACCUUUACUUAUAUACAUAAACAACUUAAAAAUAGAUUGAUAACAUACCAUUGCAUGCUGAAACUGGAUAUUUUAGAUUUAAUCCCAACAAUGGAGUUGUUGAGCUCCUUUUAAGUCAUCCUUUCGGUGUAUGUGAAAUAGAAGAAGGUGUUAUUAGUUAAAGCAAUAAGCUUGAGCUUAACUCUAAGGACAUUAUUAGAACUUCUUCAGCUAAAGAGCCAUACGUGACAAAAGUUAAAAGAGUAUUUAGUUUGCAUGAUAAUACUCUUUCUUAUGAUGUUUUCUUUGCCACUAACACCUAUGAUAUGAAGCAUUAUCUCCACUGCGAUAUGAAAUUAAAAUAAUGA
Molecule: messenger RNA, 462 nt
Organism: Tetrahymena thermophila SB210
Lineage: Eukaryota; Ciliophora; Oligohymenophorea; Hymenostomatida; Tetrahymenidae
Product: UPF0678 fatty acid-binding protein-like protein, putative
Exons: 1
Source: RefSeq, a predicted model, not a curated record